This is a messenger RNA of Phaeodactylum tricornutum CCAP 1055/1, 489 nucleotides long. RefSeq lists its product with no specific name. The record is from RefSeq and is a predicted model, not a curated record. The transcript has a single exon. Lineage: Eukaryota; Bacillariophyta; Bacillariophyceae; Surirellales; Neidiaceae. Bases 1 to 489 code for a protein of 162 amino acids.
AUGGACACGGGGGAGCACGGUCGUGCGCCCUCCUCCGCUUCGUCCUGCCACAACGACCGGCAAACAAUUUCCUCCCUUAUUCAGUACGCCCAGACGAACUACGAGCACAAUCCGACGGAAGCUCUUUCGGCACUCAUGCAGGCAUUGGCAUUAAACUCGGGACCAGCCAGUGCCAAUGAUGCCAUGAAUCGGCUACGCGACGAACUUGGUGAUGAUAUUGUGUCACACGUCGGAUCACGACAGGCGCGAAUGCAACGAGCCUUACAAAUUGUACAGGAAUUGGUGACGGACGAAUCUUCCUUGCUUUACCAACUUGGUAAGCAAGAUAUUUUGAGACAAGCCAUGGAAGACGCAUCAUCUGUCGUGUGCACACGGUGCCAGGCGGUAGUGUCGAACGCCCGGUGGCAGCAGCAUCAACGCUUGUGGUGUUCUGCCAUUAUUUCCACCGGAAUCUCCUCCGACGAAGACACCGACAUGAGUACAGUCUAG